UUUUUUUUUUAUUAUGAUGAUUUUGUGGCAUUAUGCGUUUUAAUUGUCUCCUUUUAGUUUUUUUCUGAUCGCGCAUGUUUAACUGAAUCGUUCUGCCGAUCUCUAUAGAACUGUAUCGAUUAUUAUCCGGUCGGUCACGAUGACAGUCACAGUGAUCAUCUGUAACUAAUGAAUGAACUGGAAGCAUCUGACCUUUUAUACCAGAAACUGGCAGAUUUUACUUGUGGCCACAGAUAGUUUAUGGACAUUGGACGUACUUGAACAAAGAUCCCGGAAGAAUCGAAGAUAAAUUGUUUAAUUUGACGAUAUUUAGCAGGUCGCAACCGGUCACUCGCGAUAGAAGGCUUUGGAUACAUGUGCUGUUAGAGGACGAACCGAUAAAGUAAUAUAAAAUAAAACUACACGCUCUCCAUCGUCAUGGAUUACAUGCACACGGCCAGAUCAGUGGAAGAUCGUCUCUUGAGCUACAGAAAAGACGAGUCCGGAUGGAAAACAUGCAAGAAAACUAAUGAUGUUGUGGUGUAUUGGAGACCCUCUUGUGAAUUUGCGGGAUACGUGUAUAAGGGGGAGGGGAUUGUCAAUGGCAGUCCAGAGAAAGUGUGGGACUGCUUGAAACCUGAAAUCAAUGGACUACGUGUGAAAUGGGAUGCUAAUAUAAAAAAGUUUGAGCUGCUUGAGCAGGUGUCGGCGGAUGUUUCGGUCUGUCGAACAGUCACGCCUUCGGCUGCUAUGGGUAUUAUAUCGCCUCGAGAUUUUGUUGAUGUCAUUUCCAUUAAACGCUAUGAGGAUGGCACAGUUUCUUCAAAUGCCACCAAUGUAAGCCAUCCAAACUGUCCUCCUCAACCCGGCUACGUCAGAGGCUUCAACCAUCCGUGUGGCUGUUUUUGUGUUCCUGUUCCUGGGGAACCAGGCAAAACGCAGCUGUUUAGUUUUUUCCAGACUGAUCUUGGAGGUUUGCUUCCUCGUUCGGUUGUCGAUUCAUUUUUCCCCACUAGUAUGGUGGAGUUUUACAGCAACCUGACCAAAGCCGUAAAAUCACUUAAAUAGCACCAAUGGUACUUUAUAGAUAAUACCCCCUUUAAUCUUAAAUGUGAAUAUUUUAAUACUUGGAUGCACUUAAUUGCAUUUAAUCAAGCUUUAGUGGAAAGUGAAUUUACCUUUAGAUUUAUUCCUGAUUCUUCCAAUAGCUACACGUGUCCAAACACACUUGCACAAAGACAGUUUUAUAUGUACAGAAUACUGGAACGUUUUGUUUGCCAUAUUAUUUUAGAAAUUCUGAAAACUUGAUUCAAAUGAUGAACUAUUGCACAAACAGUUAUACAUUUACAUUCAUGCAUUUGGCAGAUGCUUUUACAGGGUUUCUGCGGAUAUUAAGUCUUAAUUCACUCCUACAUCAAUUAAGGUCUUAAAAAGGUGCUGAAAGUUCAUGAAGUUAUGGCAUUAAAUGUUGCAUGCACUGCAAAAAUGAAUAAUUUCCUCAGUAUUUUUGUCUUGAUAUUGUGGGGGAUCAAAUAUCUGAACAUGCUUAAUCAAGAUGCAUUUACUUGUGAUGCAAAUUGAAUAUAUGAAGUCUGAAACCGAACUUAGCUGAACAAAAUUAAGCGAGUUUAUGCUUAAAACGAGAACAAAUGUGUCUGUCAGUGGGGUCUGAAAUCUUGUUUUCUCUGAAUUAAUUAUUUUUUUUUUGUCCAUUGGCAGACAUUUGCUCUUGUUUUUUUCGUAAAUUUACUUCAUUUUGAUUCAUUUGUCAGAAAACAUGUGCUUCUUGAUAAAAAAUUUUUUUAGACGUUUGC
This is a messenger RNA of Sinocyclocheilus grahami, 1793 nucleotides long. RefSeq names its product StAR related lipid transfer domain containing 5 (gene stard5). NCBI's taxonomy places the organism in Eukaryota, Metazoa, Chordata, Actinopteri, Cypriniformes, Cyprinidae. The transcript is spliced from 6 exons. Gene Ontology annotation, biological process: cholesterol import. Gene Ontology annotation, molecular function: cholesterol transfer activity; cholesterol binding. Bases 418 to 1047 code for a protein of 209 amino acids. The record is from RefSeq and is a predicted model, not a curated record.